Messenger RNA from Rosa chinensis, 1340 nucleotides. RefSeq names its product nuclear transcription factor Y subunit A-7. The record is from RefSeq and is a predicted model, not a curated record. Lineage: Eukaryota; Viridiplantae; Streptophyta; Magnoliopsida; Rosales; Rosaceae. The transcript is spliced from 6 exons. Gene Ontology annotation, molecular function: RNA polymerase II cis-regulatory region sequence-specific DNA binding; DNA-binding transcription factor activity, RNA polymerase II-specific. Gene Ontology annotation, biological process: regulation of transcription by RNA polymerase II. Gene Ontology annotation, cellular component: CCAAT-binding factor complex. Bases 234 to 848 code for a protein of 204 amino acids.
CAGUGAGUGUGGAUGGAAAUAGCAAGUAGAGGGAUUGUAAUUCCUUGAGAGAGAGAGAGAGAGAGAGAGAGAGAGAGGGUUCAGUUCCCCAAAAAAGGUCCCAAUCAAAAUUCCUCAGAGCAAAAGAAAGAAAGAAUUUUUUGCCAAUUUUAGUAGCAACAACACGAAAGGAUCGUCAGAAACAGGAGAAAAAGCCACAUUGUUUUGGGGCUCUCCACCUGCAACGCGUCCUCAUGACUUCUUCUGUUCACGAUCAUUCCGAUAGUAGUGAAUCUGAUGAUCAGCAAAAGCAUUCAGAGUCUCCGAUGAUUUCUUCCUCACCUGCACCUGGAAUGUCUAAUCCUGGAAUUCCAGGCCCUAUUCAGUAUGUAGCCCCUCCACAGAUUGGAGCAGGACAUGCAGUGGCGCCAGGAGCCUACCCAUAUCCGGACCCUUACUACAGAAGCAUCUUUGCUCCUUAUGACACACAACCAUAUCCUCCACAACCCUAUGGGGGGCAACCAACGGUCCAUCUUCAGUUAAUGGGAAUUCAGCAAGCAGGAGUUCCAUUGCCAACAGAUGCAGUUGAGGAACCUGUGUUUGUAAAUGCAAAACAAUAUCAUGGCAUCUUGCGACGUCGGCAGUCUCGUGCUAAAGCAGAAUCUGAAAACAAAGCUCUAAAAUCUCGGAAGCCUUACUUGCAUGAAUCUCGACACCUGCAUGCACUGAGAAGAGCUAGAGGAUGUGGGGGUCGGUUUCUAAAUGCAAAGAAAGAUGAGAAUGAACAGAGUGAAGGAGACAAUUCACAGGCAAUUAUCAACUUGAACUCUGAUAAAAGCGAGCGUUCUUCCUCGGAUAGAACAUCCUAAUACUUUGGAAGAAGUUGCAACUCAUUCAAGGGGCCACAUGAAGUAUUUAUUCUCCGGCAACCACACGGAAAUUGAGGGUCCAAUACUUUAGUCCCAGUAGUGCUUCAUUUUGGCUCUACAGUUAAAGCUCGUUUAGCAUGUAUAGGUUCUUGAGUAGUGGUCUUGUAGGGAUGUUGCAAUAGACAAAUCAGGUAGUCUCAUAGCCAUCUCUACAGCGGGUUCUUUUUAACCCAAAGAGAGUGAUGGUUUCGUUCGCUGUGAGGUAUCCUUGCACUUAAACCUGUUGUAAGGUUAAGUACUUAUCUGACAGAAAUUAGAGUCCCAGUUGUUUGGUUUGUUAUUGUUUAAGUAGAUUGCAAAAAUUUAGGUUGGGUGUUUUUUUUUUUUUUUGACAAGAGGUCGGGUGCUGUUAUAUGUUAGUAGUUUUGCUGGAUUGUUAUGAACUGAAGAAUAAGUUGAAUGGUUGAUGAAAUUGGUGUUGAUUGGACUUCA